Molecule: messenger RNA, 711 nt
Organism: Lolium perenne
Lineage: Eukaryota; Viridiplantae; Streptophyta; Magnoliopsida; Poales; Poaceae
Source: RefSeq, a predicted model, not a curated record
AUGGACGCGACCUUCGGCACCCCUCUGACCCCUUCCUACUCCAUUCAACCUACCGCCGCCGCCUCCAUCCUGGCGCCGCCCCAUGCGCCAAAUCCUAGCGGUGGUGCCGACGCCAGGAACACCGCGGCCCUAGCUCUUUUUGUCCCGCCGCGCCCAACACUGCACACAAGCGCCACCGCUGCGCAGGCCCCCGACAAGCCGCCGCCGAAGAAAGGGAAGGCGACCGCUACUCGACGCGUGCAACCUCCGCCGCCGGCUCUAUCAAUGAAUCAUCCUCCACUGCCGCCGUUCGCCGACCCAUCCGGCGCGCUGAUAUCUACGCACGCUUCUAUUCUUACGUAUCACCCGCCCGUCUUGCGCACCGACGCGGAGCGGCGGAAAUGGAACCGGUCGGAGGGCGCGCGCAAACGCAGCGCCCGCCGGUGGACGAACUGGGGGCUCACGCCCCCAGGAAAGCUCGCCAGGUACAUCAACGCCGGUGAGGGCUCGUCCUCCGGCCAGUCAAGCCGCGCACCGCGGCUCCCUGUCGCGGACAGCAGCGACGACGAUGACCUCAUCCCCGCGCGGUCGCCCACCUUCUCCGCCGGGGACUAUGUCCACGGCAGCGACGAGGAGGACGCCGUCCUCGCGCAGACCAAGGCCAUCGGCCGAGGCGGAGGCUCGCGCGCGCUCCGCCGGGAGGAGGCGGAAGCCGUCCGCCUCGUCCCGUGA